Messenger RNA from Apiotrichum porosum, 2511 nucleotides. RefSeq lists its product as uncharacterized. The transcript is spliced from 5 exons. Gene Ontology annotation, molecular function: ATP binding; nucleic acid binding. The record is from RefSeq and is a predicted model, not a curated record. The coding region runs from base 1 to 2511 and encodes 836 amino acids. Gene Ontology annotation, cellular component: nucleolus. Lineage: Eukaryota; Fungi; Basidiomycota; Tremellomycetes; Trichosporonales; Trichosporonaceae.
AUGACACACCCAUUUACAGCAGCGCCCGUAGCGCCCACGACGGAACCGUCUCGCCCCGACGUCGAGGCAGCAGCAGCCACCGCCGCUCUGACCGCGAACCCUUCCAGCAGCGCAGCGCAGUCACAGUCUGUAACCCCCGGCCCGCCAUCGGUAAGCGUGCGCAGCGACGAUGGAGAAACGAGCUCGCCCGCGUUCGCGGCGCUGGCAGCACGAGUCGCCGCGACAGAACAGACAUUGGUCGCUCUCCAGGCCCAGGUCGCCCAGCUGGCCGCCAUUGUAAAGUCGGUCGUGCCCUCUGCGUCCACGUCGGGGGUCUUCGCGUCCAGUGCUCCCUCGACAUUGGGUGCCGGCCGGCUCUUUUCGCCCUUUGACACGCCGUCGUCCACAUCGUCCACCUCGAUCCCGGGCUCGGCACGCGCUCACUCGCCCUCGCCCGACGGUUCUGGCAGUGACCCCAGCGUGGCUCUUCUUACGCAGCAGAUUGCCGCGCUCUCGUCGUCUGUCGCGCAGCUCCAGCGUCUCCAGACCCAGCAGAGCAUAUCCGGCCCAGGCAUCGGCGUGGUGCCUCCACCGCCCUCGUCGAUGGGUCCCGGCGGUCACUCGCCGCAUGGCCCAGGCCCACUUGCCAUGGGCAGACACAUUGCCCCGCCCCCACUGGACAUGUUGUCGGCCGCUGGCCCGGGCCCGAUCGGCCCACACUCUGCCCUUUUGUCCGCGCCCGGUCGCAGCGGCUUCAACGACGGCCCACGUACUCCCGGCAACCGCUCGUUCUCGUCUGGCCUCCUCGCCGAUGGCAUGGACAACAAGUGGGGAGGCGGACCAGGUAACAAGUAUGGCGGUGGUGGCGGUGGUGGGCCUGGUGGGCCCGGUGGACGCGACUGGCCCAGUCCUGGACCCAACGGACCUGGUGCCAACGGUUUCGCUGGUAUGGGCGGCGGUGCAGCUGCGCCUGGCGCCGGCAUUGUGGUGACGAAAUGGGAGCACCUCAACCUCAAGGUCGAGCUGCUGCGUUCCAUUUCCAAAUAUGGCAUCGGACCACCCAACAAGAUCCAGGCGCGUGUCCUUCCCUUCAUGCUCAAGGGCUCGGACAUCAUCGCCCAGGCCCCACCGACGCAAGAGCGCAUCAUCUCCUAUGUCAUUCCCGCACUCCAACUGUGCCUCACCCUCCCCACCCCACAAGGUCCCUACCGUGGACCCUCGGUCAUCAUCAUCACCACGACCGUCGACCAGGCCACUCAGUGCCACAAGCUGGUGCGCAAUGUCGGUGGACCUCUUGGUGUGCGGGCAGCCCUCGCGGCGGGUGCUUCUGGCUCAUCCUCGCUCCCCAACGAGGUUGCGGCCAUGCAGCGCGAUGCUAUCCAGAUCCUUAUCGGCACCCCAGCAAAGGUCAACGAGGUGGUCAACAACCGAGGGCUUGCGGGUUCCGAGUGCAGGCUUUUGAUUCUGGAUGAGGUGGACCAACUGAUUGCGCGCAACCUAUACGAGAACGUGCUCAGCGUUGCGCGUUUCCUCCCCACCCCUCGCGGCGUGAGAGCGACUGGCCAACUCACCCCGGGCCCAUCACCGUUCUCGCCCGUCAUUGGCAGCCCUUACGACAACGGCCAGCAGUCUCCCUUCAACCCCCAGAGCAAGACGCCGUUCCCGUCCCAGCCGUCGCGCUUCAGCACACCGGGACCCAACGGUGCCCCGCCAUCCCCUACCCCGUUGAUCGAGCGCCAGACGUGCUUGUUCUCCAACACGAUUCCGACUGACGUGAUCAACUUCUCCCAGUCACUCCAGGUCCGCGACCCUGUGCGUGUCCUGGUGCGUCGUGAGGGGUCGACCAACUCGCAAGAGUCGGUCUCGUCCAUUACCCCCGGAAUCAACCUCAAGCACACGUACGUCUACCUCACCAUCACGGGAUCGGCCAGGUCCGAGGACCAGCCUGCCGAGGCUGGGCCGGGUACCAUUGGUUCUGGCCGUGCCAACGCUGGUAGCGCGGCGAGCGAAGAGGCGACUAGGGCAAAGGAGUACAAGCUCGACAUGCUCGUCAAGAUGCUCGACGACUAUCCUCUGUGGCAGGGCAUCAUCCACGUGGGCACAUACGCCAUGCUCGAAGCUGUGGUCUUUAAGCUUUCGGGCCGCAACUGGGAGACGCUCUACCUCGCCUCGGACAUGCCUCCGAGCCAGCGCAAGGCCGUUCUCCAGCAAUGGCGCAUGUCGAGUCCCGGUGCCGGGCCCCGUUUCCUCGUGUGCUUUGACGUCAACCCCAAACUUCCGGACAUUCCUUGGUCGCCCUUGGUUAUCAACUUUGACUUGCCCAGGUCGGUUGAAGGCUACGCCCUCCGCGCCGCUGCGGCCGUCCCGCCGACCGCACGCCAGGGCCAGCCGUCGCCGCCCAUCAACGGCGUCAUUGUCAGCUUUGUCCAGGCAGCAGGCGGCGACGUCGAAAUGCUCCGCUCGACCGAGUGCGCUUAUCGCUUCAAGUCGGCCGAGAUCCCCACCGUCUUCCACGACCUCUUCCAGCAUUAA